AUGCUCCUCCCCUGACGCAGGCGAGGUUACACCUCUCUGUCCUACGCCUGUCAGCGAACAGCUGGACUUCUCUGGUUACAUGUGUGCAACGAUUUAAAAAAAAAAAAUCCAGGCUGGCUUACUCAGCAGGUUAUAAAGAGUGAUUUACAAAAUGCGGCUUUCUUCCAGAUCAGCCCGUGCCUUUGUAUUUAUGUGACUGAAGGUCUCAGCUGAUCCCUUCUUUUCUUGUACAGCCAAGAGGUUUGCAGCAGCAGCAACAGCCACGGGCAGUACAAUACUUAAAAAGGUUCCUAAAAGGAUGGCGUCUCUCCUGGAGAUGAAAGAAAUCUUCCGCAAUGCUGAUGCAGUAUGCUUUGACGUGGACAGUACAGUCAUCAGGGAAGAAGGCAUUGAUGAGCUUGCGAAGUUCUGUGGAGUUGGAGAUGCUGUUGCAGAGAUGACCCGCAGAGCUAUGGGUGGCACUGUGACAUUCAAGGCAGCUUUAACAGCACGACUAGGUCUCAUACGUCCUUCUUACGAGCAAGUGCAAAAAUUAAUAUCUGACCAUCCACCUCAGCUAACACCAGGAAUAAGGGAGCUGGUGAACAGGCUUCAUCAGCGAGGGGUCCAAGUCUUCUUGAUCUCUGGGGGGUUUCAGAGCAUCGUGGAGCAUGUGGCCUUGCAGCUGAACAUUCCAACAGCAAACGUCUUUGCCAACAGGCUGAAGUUUUACUUUAAUGGAGAAUAUGCAGGAUUUGACGAGACACAACCAACAGCUGAAUCAGGAGGGAAAGGAAAAGUUAUUACUCAUUUGAAGGAACAGUUCCACUUUAAAAAUGUAGUUAUGAUUGGAGAUGGAGCUACAGACAUGGAAGCCUGUCCACCUGCUGACUGCUUCAUUGGAUUUGGAGGGAAUGUAAUCAGGAAGCAAGUAAAGGAGAAAGCUAAAUGGUACAUUACUCACUUUGAUGAACUGCUAAAGGAACUGGAAGAACGAUAAAUUAUACAGUAAAAUAAUAUAUUUAACAACUAUAAAUACAAUGCAAUUAAACAUAUAUUUGUUUGCAAA
This is a messenger RNA of Dromaius novaehollandiae (emu), 1048 nucleotides long. It is a transcript of the gene PSPH, whose product is annotated as phosphoserine phosphatase. Bases 299 to 979 code for a protein of 226 amino acids. Lineage: Eukaryota; Metazoa; Chordata; Aves; Casuariiformes; Dromaiidae. Gene Ontology annotation, cellular component: cytoplasm. The transcript is spliced from 6 exons. Gene Ontology annotation, biological process: dephosphorylation; L-serine biosynthetic process. The record is from RefSeq and is a predicted model, not a curated record. Gene Ontology annotation, molecular function: magnesium ion binding; L-phosphoserine phosphatase activity.